Apis florea (little honeybee) is the source of this 1268-nucleotide messenger RNA. Its product is annotated as gastric triacylglycerol lipase. The record is from RefSeq and is a predicted model, not a curated record. Gene Ontology annotation, biological process: lipid metabolic process. Gene Ontology annotation, molecular function: hydrolase activity, acting on ester bonds. Lineage: Eukaryota; Metazoa; Arthropoda; Insecta; Hymenoptera; Apidae.
AAAUAUUCACGCUCUUAAUUUCAUUGAUACAUUUCACAUAUAACAUCAUGUCGUUCUAUGGUCUUAUAGUAUCGCAAUUUCUUAUUUUAAAUUUUCUUUUGGCAAAAACAACUUAUGUAUCAAAUCGUAUUACAACCACUGUUAUUUUUAUUGAACAGCCAGAAUUGAUAAAAAGCCAUGGGUAUCAGGUGGAAAUUCAUAAUGUCGUGACAGAAGAUGGUUAUAUUCUGGAAAUUCAUAGACUUCCAUACGGACGUACCAAUGAUCAAAGGAAUUUUAACAACGGGAAACAGCCAGUUUUAAUUCAGCAUGGAUUAGUGGGCAGUUCUGCGGAUUGGAUCCUUAUGGGACCAGGAAGAUCAUUACCAUACAUGUUAGUAGAUGCGGGAUACGAUGUAUGGCUUGGAAAUAACAGAGGAAACGUUUAUUCAAAAAGUCAUAUUUCGUUGUUGCCAACCGACCGACAUUUUUGGAAUUUUAGUUACCACGAACUCGGUAUGUACGAUGUUCCGGCAACGAUCGAUUACAUAAUCAAUCAAACGAAUUGUGAACAAAUUUUUUAUAUCGGUCAUUCCCAAGGAACUACCCAAUUUUGGGUGACAAUGUCCCAAAAACCAGAUUACAACGCAAAAAUUAAGCUAAUGAUUAGCCUUGCGCCUGUAGCCUUUACCGGCAAUUUACGCGGACCGAUUAUAAUACUUGUUAAAUUAUUAUACUUGACCGUGCAAAUAAGUGAAGAUUUGGGUUAUUCUGAAAUAUAUUCAAAAUCUAUAUUUGAAGAUAAUUAUCAAGAUAUAUCGAUCAAAUUCUUUAUCCAGAACAUGAUAUUCUCGUUCGCUGGUUUUAAUCGGACAAGCGUAAAUGCGACAGAUUUAGCAUCGAUUAUGAAUGACAUUCCGGCAGGUGCUUCCUGGAAAGAAUUAGUUCAUUUUAGUCAAGGAUACAUAUAUCCAGGCAAUUUUCGACAAUUUGAUUAUGGUAACGACGAAAAAAAUUAUCGAAUGUACAAUUCUGUACAACCACCAGAAUAUAAAUUGGACAAAAUAAUUGCACCAAUUGCUUUUUUCAGCAGUGUCGAUGAUAUAAUUGCAACGAAACCGGAUGUUAGUCUUUUGAAAACUAAACUUCAUAAUCUCGUAUUUCAUAAAGAAAUAUCUAUUAAAUCGUUCUCUCAUUAUGAUUUUUUGUGGGCACCGUCUGCGAUGUCAGUCGUAUUUAAACCUACAUUAGAUUUAUUGGUUCUUUAUGACUAAACUACUUGAUGAAGA